AUGGCGGAUAUUCAGGAGCGUCUCAAGAAGCUUGGUGCCCAGAGCGCCCGCAGCGGUGGCAAGGGAACUCCCCGUCGUCCUGCCAAGCGCGGUCCUGCCCGCUCCGGCGCUGAUGAUAAGAAGCUCCUCCAGACCCUGAAGAAGCUCAACACCCAGCCUAUUCAGGGCAUUGAGGAGGUCAACAUGUUCAAGGAGGACGGCAACGUCAUCCACUUCAAGGCCCCCAAGGUCAACGCCUCGGUCCCCUCCAACACCUUUGCCAUCUACGGCAACGGCGAGGACAAGGAGCUCACCGACCUUGUCCCCGGUAUCCUCAACCAGCUCGGCCCCGACUCCCUGGCCUCGCUCCGCAAGCUCGCCGAGAGCUACCAGGCCAUGUCGAAGGCCGAGGGCGGCGAGGGCGAUGACGACGACGAGAUCCCCGACCUCGUCGAGGGCGAAAACUUUGAGAGCAAGGUCGAGUAA
Messenger RNA from Beauveria bassiana ARSEF 2860, 465 nucleotides. RefSeq names its product putative transcription factor BTF3a. The record is from RefSeq and is a predicted model, not a curated record. The transcript is spliced from 4 exons. NCBI's taxonomy places the organism in Eukaryota, Fungi, Ascomycota, Sordariomycetes, Hypocreales, Cordycipitaceae. Gene Ontology annotation, cellular component: nascent polypeptide-associated complex; cytosol. The coding region runs from base 1 to 465 and encodes 154 amino acids.